Molecule: messenger RNA, 1638 nt
Organism: Thyridium curvatum
Lineage: Eukaryota; Fungi; Ascomycota; Sordariomycetes; Thyridiales; Thyridiaceae
Exons: 3
Coding region: 1-1638 (545 amino acids)
Biological process (GO): post-transcriptional tethering of RNA polymerase II gene DNA at nuclear periphery; transcription elongation by RNA polymerase II; poly(A)+ mRNA export from nucleus
Cellular component (GO): transcription export complex 2
Molecular function (GO): double-stranded DNA binding; RNA binding
Source: RefSeq, a predicted model, not a curated record
AUGGCGCUGGUGACCCAAUUCCUUUCGAGCAUUCGGGGCUUCGUCCUGCAGCAAGAUGGAGAUCAGUUGCGCGACUGGCUCAAGGUCGAACAGAACGCUUCAUCGCAGUACUACGAGCUCCAAGCACAGCUUCGGUCCGGUUUCCCAGCUCGGAGCAAGGCCCUCGAGCGAUUCGUCGAGAAGUGCCUGCCAGAGGAGGACGACGUUUCGGAUGGCAAGGGUUCGCCAUGGCCUGGCUUUGUCUCCUUCAUGGUAGACUAUCUCCAGUACUGGAGAGAUGUCAACUUUGACGAUCUUCUGGGGCUUCACGAGCUACUAAGCACCCUUCUCACAUCAUGCGCAACAGCGCUGCAAAACCCCACAUAUGGGGCUAUGAUGCUCAGAACGAGCAUCUCUCUCUCAGAGUCCAUGUCCAAGCUGGUCAUGACCCUCCACCGGAGACCAGACCUGACAAGUCAGCUCCGUGUUGCCUCGGGCGAUGAGGAGAAGAAGUCCUUUGUCGAGAGCGCUGCCGACACGAUCCAGAAGAUUUUCACUUCCUGUCUGACGGACAGAUCCAGCACGAGGUGGAGCAAACCAGAAGGCAAAAAGGUCGGCGUCUACAUCUUUGCCAACCUUGUCCUCAAGUUGCUGUUCACCUGCAACAGAUCUCGCCUUGCCGUCCAGAUGUUCACCAACAUUGCAACAAGUGGUCCGGCACUAGGCCUGUUUCCCGCUGCGCAACGCGUCACCUACCUCUACUACCUGGGACGCUUCUACUUUGAGCACAACAACUUCAUGCGCUCGGCCGUGUGUCUAGACGAGGCAUAUAUACAAACGCCGCCCGCCGCCCAGAAGCACCGGAGGCUGAUCCUCACUUACCUCAUCCCCGCCAACAUCCUCCUCGGCCGUUUCCCCUCAGAAACCCUCCUCAACCGACCCGAGGCUGCUACACUCAGCCCGAUCUACCGCCCGCUAAUCCAGUCCAUCAAGGCCGGGAACUUUGUCGCGUUCCAGGCCAUCAUGAAAACCCACGAGCCGUGGCUCUUCACCCACGGCCUCUUCAUCACGCUCAACUUCCGAUUGCGACCAUUCCUCUGGCGGUCCCUCGCCCGCCGCACCUUCCUGCUGACCUACACGCCGCCCGCCGACGCCGCGACCAGCCGAAGAGCAGCGACUCUGGACCUGCACGACGUCGUCACGACAGCCUCGUACCAGCAGCACCUCCUCGAGGGCUGGACGCCCGCCAACGCGCCCCCGCGCGCAGCCGCCCAUCACCAGCACCACCACGGCCAGAACCCCGUCUUCCUCAAGGCGGUGAGGAACAGCGCCAGCGCGACCGCCGCAGCUACCGACUCGACGCUCGCGCCGCCGCCGGCGGGCAAGCACCGCCGCCUCCGGCCCUGCGACGGCAUCCUGUGCGGCAACCUGGCCGUGACGCUCGGCGAGGUGGAGGGCAUGGUGGCGACGCUCGUGGGCCAGUCCCUCAUGCACGGCUUCGUCGCGCACGGGCAGGGCAAGUUUGCGGUCGUGGGCACCAAGCAGAAGGGCAGCGCCGUGCUGGCCGGGUGGCCCGAGGUGGCCGGCGCCGUGAGGGAGCGGAUGCGGGACCAAGGGGCCGAGAUGGACAAUGUGCCGGCCUGGGUGAAGGCGCCGUGA